Propithecus coquereli (Coquerel's sifaka) is the source of this 3909-nucleotide messenger RNA. RefSeq names its product tau tubulin kinase 1 (gene TTBK1). Gene Ontology annotation, molecular function: ATP binding; protein serine/threonine kinase activity. NCBI's taxonomy places the organism in Eukaryota, Metazoa, Chordata, Mammalia, Primates, Indriidae. The transcript is spliced from 15 exons. Gene Ontology annotation, biological process: peptidyl-tyrosine phosphorylation; signal transduction; peptidyl-serine phosphorylation. Bases 1 to 3909 code for a protein of 1302 amino acids. Gene Ontology annotation, cellular component: cytoplasm; nucleus. The record is from RefSeq and is a predicted model, not a curated record.
AUGCAGUGCCUAGCGGCCGCCCUUAAGGACGAAACCAACAUGAGUGGGGGAGGGGAGCAGGCCGACAUCCUGCCGGCCAACUACGUGGUCAAGGAUCGCUGGAAGGUGCUGAAAAAGAUCGGAGGCGGGGGCUUUGGUGAGAUCUAUGAGGCCAUGGACCUGCUGACCAGGGAGAAUGUGGCCCUCAAGGUGGAGUCAGCCCAGCAGCCCAAGCAGGUCCUCAAGAUGGAGGUGGCUGUGCUCAAAAAGCUGCAAGGGAAGGACCACGUGUGCAGGUUCAUCGGCUGUGGCAGGAACGAGAAGUUUAACUAUGUAGUGAUGCAGCUCCAGGGCCGCAACCUGGCUGACCUGCGCCGCAGCCAGCCGCGAGGCACCUUCACGCUGAGCACCACGCUGCGGCUGGGCAAGCAGAUCCUGGAGUCCAUCGAGGCCAUCCACUCUGUGGGCUUCCUGCAUCGCGACAUCAAGCCGUCAAACUUUGCCAUGGGCAGGCUGCCCUCCACCUACAGAAAGUGCUACAUGCUGGACUUCGGGCUGGCCCGGCAGUACACCAACACCACGGGGGACGUUCGGCCUCCUCGGAAUGUGGCCGGGUUUCGAGGGACCGUUCGCUAUGCCUCGGUCAAUGCCCACAAGAACCGGGAGAUGGGCCGCCAUGAUGACCUGUGGUCCCUCUUCUACAUGCUGGUGGAGUUUGCAGUGGGCCAGUUGCCCUGGAGGAAGAUCAAGGACAAGGAGCAGGUAGGGAUGAUCAAGGAGAAAUAUGAGCACCGGAUGUUGCUGAAGCACAUGCCCUCAGAGUUCCAUCUCUUCCUGGACCACAUUGCCAGCCUCGACUACUUCACCAAGCCCGAUUACCAGUUGAUCAUGUCGGUGUUUGAGAACAGCAUGAAGGAGCGGGGCAUCGCAGAGAAUGAGGCCUUUGACUGGGAGAAAGCAGGCACUGAUGCCCUCCUGUCCACAAGCACGUCCACCCCGCCCCAGCAGAACACCCGGCAGACGGCAGCCAUGUUCGGGGUGGUCAACGUGACGCCUGUGCCUGGGGACCUGCUCCGGGAGAACACCGAGGAUGUGCUGCAGGGCGAGCACCUGAGUGACCAGGAGAACGCACCCCCAAUUCUGCCUGGGAGGCCCUCUGAGGGGCUGGGCCCCAGCCCCCACCUCGUCCCCCACCCCGGGGGUCCCGAGGCUGAAGUCUGGGAGGAAACGGAUGUCAACCGAAACAAACUCCGGAUCAACAUCGGCAAAACCCCCUGUGUGGAGGAGGAGCAGAGCCGAGGUGUGGGGGUCCCCAGCUCCCCAGUGCGUGCCCCCCCAGAAUCCCCCACUACCCCAGUCCGCUCUCUGCGCUACCGGAGGGUCAACAGCCCCGAGUCGGAGCGGCUCUCCACGGCGGACGGGCGCGUGGAGCUGCACGAGAGGAGGUCACGGAUGGAUCUGCCUGGCUCGCCCUCGCGCCAGGCCUGCUCCUCGCAGCCAGCCCAGAUGCUGUCAGUGGACACAGGCCACGCCGACCGGCAGGCCAGCGGCCGCAUGGACGUGUCAGCCUCUGUGGAGCAGGAGGCCCUGAGCAAUGCCUUCCGCUCGGUGCCGCUGGCUGAGGAGGAGGACUUCGACAGCAAGGAGUGGGUCAUCAUUGACAAGGAGACGGAGCUCAAGGAUUUCCCUCCAGGGGCUGAGCCCAGCACAUCGGGCACCACGGACGAGGAGCCAGAGGAGCUGCGGCCGCUGCCCGAGGAGGGCGAGGAGCGGCGACGGCCAGGGACAGAGCCCACCGUCCGGCCCCGGGGACGCAGCAUGCAGACGCUGGCUGAGGAGGACAUGCGGCUCAUGCCGCCCCAGCUCCCGCCACCUCAGCUGAGCCAGGCCGAUGGCCGUUCAGAGACGUCACAACCCCCCACGCCUGGCAGCCCUUCCCACUCACCCCUGCACUCGGGACCCCGCCCUCGACGGAGAGAGUCGGAUCCUACGGGCCCACAGAGACAGUUGGAGGAGGACAGACUCUCGGGGCACUCCCUCCCGCGGUACAGCCCCCUGCGACGACUGGCGUCCUCCGUGUUCUCCUCCUCCACGCUGGAGACGGAGCAUUACCCUCACCCUGGCGGCGGCGGCUCCUCGGGCUCCUCCGGUUCCCUCAUUCAGCGCAGCCGGUCGGCCGAGAGCAGCCCCGUGCGGGCGCCCCACCGGCGCCACGCGCCCCUCGCCGCCGGCAACCACAGACUCGUGCCCUCGGUGCUCCGCAUCUCGCGGUCCCAGCUGCAGCAGGAGGAGGCCGCCGCAGUGGCCCUGGGGGAGGUGCUGGGGCCGCACAGUGGCUCUAGCAGCGAGGGCAGCGAGAGGAGCACCGACCGGAGCCAGGAGGGCGCCCCGUCUACGCUGCUGGCUGACGACCAGAAGGAGUCCAGGGGCCGGGCCUCCAUGGCCGACGGGGACCUGGAGCCUGAGGAGGGCUCCAAAACGUUGGUGCUCGUCUCCCCUGGCGACAUGAAGAAGUCGCCUGUCACUGCCGAACUGGCCCCCGACCCCGACCUGGGCACCCUGGCUGCCCUCACUCCUCAGCACGAGCGGCCCCAGCCUAUGGGCAGCCAGCUGGACGUAUCUGAGCCAGGCACCCUGUCCUCUGUCCUCAAGUCUGAGCCCAAGCCUCCUGGGCCUGGGGCAGGGCUGGGGGCCGGGGCAGUGACCACAGGGGCAGGGGGCAUGGCAGUCACCUCCUCACCCUUCACCAAAGUUGAGAGGACCUUUGUGCACAUUGCAGAGAAAACCCACCUCAAUGUCAUGUCUUCCGGCGGACAAGCCUCACGGUCUGAGGAGUUCAGCGCUGGGGGCGAGCUGGGUCUGGAGGUGCCCUCUGAUGGGGGCGCUGAGGAGGAGGGAGCCCCGGUGCCCCUGGAGAAUGGCAUCACCCUGUCAGGGCUGGAUGGGGCAGAGAUGGAGAACUGUGCCCCGUCUGCCCCCCCCAGGGAAACCCCCUCAGAGGUGGCCACAGACUCGCUGCCCAAUGGCCCAGCCCUUGCUGACAGGCCAGCCCCAGCAUCCCCACUGGAGCCAGGCCCUGAGAAAGGGGCCACCAUCUCCCCCAGCCGCCAUGCCAUGCCAGGCCCUCGCCCCAGGAGCCGUAUCCCUGUCCUGCUGUCUGAGGAAGACACGGGCUCAGAGCCCUCGGGCUCACUGUCGGCCAAAGAGCGGUGGAGCAAGAGGGUCCGGCCGCAGCAGGACCUGGCACGGCUGGUGAUGGAGAAGAGGCAGGGCCGCCUGCUGCUGCGGCUGGCCUCAGGGGCGUCCUCCUCCUCCAGUGAGGAGCAGCGCCGUGCCUCAGAGACGCUCUCAGGCACAGGCUCCGAGGAGGACACACCUGCCUCCGAGCCUACGGCGGCCUUGCCCAGGAAGGCUGGGCGGGCAGCUGCCACCCGGAGCCGGAUUCCCCGCCCCGUCAGCAUCCGCAUGCCCACGCCUGCUGCAGCCCAGCAGCCCCCCAGCAGACCCCAUGGUGCGGCCCCAGCAUCUGACACAGCCAUCACCAGCAGGCUCCAGCUGCAGAAGCCCCCAGGGCCGGCCGUUGCUGCUGACCUCCGCCCCAAACAACCUCCCGGCCAGGGCCCAGGACGAGUCCAAGCCGGCUCCAGGGCCCCCGCUCCCCGCAGUCCGGGCCUCCCCGCUUCUGCCGCGCGCCAUCCCAGCGCGUCCCCGCGAAGCCAGUCCCUGUCCCGCAAAGAGAGCCCGUCCCCCUCGCACCAGGCCCGGCCGGGCGUAGCCCCACCCCGGGGCGUCUCGCAGGCCCGGGCCCAGCCUGAGGGCACCCCCUCCCCAGGAGGCCCCAAGAAAGGACCCAGAGGGAAACUCCAGGCUCAGCGCGCAGCAACCAAAGGCCGGCCUGGGGGCGCAGAGAGCCGGGCCGGGGCCAGAUAA